UUCCGCGGAUGAAGCAGGGAAAGGCGCUCAGCAGAAUGGUAUAUCCUUCGACUUUCACGCGAUGCGGCGGUGCGACGGUUUGCGGGAUUUGGGAAAUUUGCAGGAUUUCGAGUUGAAGGAGUGUCUUUUGAAAUGCGAGUCGAACCCGGUUUGCAAAUCCGUCACGUGGUCUGCCACGAACAAGCGUUGUUUUUUGUCUUCCGUGUGCGAAAACGCGAUCGCGGUCACGGACUUUCGCUAUUUGCUGUUUGAACGCAGGGAAAAUGCCGUUGCUACUGACGCACUGAUUGCCGGUCACGGCAGUUCACCCUUACAAAAGAGCAAGCGCCUGUUGAGUAGCAACAACCUGAUUGCCGAGUGGACUCCGCGCAUCGGGCACGGGAUGGCCGUUUUCAAGGACGAAGUAGUCGUGCUUGGGGGGCACGGCGUGAACGAACUUGGAGUGAAGGGGGUACUGAAAGAGCAGGAGAAAACAGAGGGUGCUGCUGGCGAGGUCGACGUUGAUGUCAAGAAGGAGAAAGCAAAGACAUCAGGAGCGAAGGAGAAAUCGCCUGCAAAAGAAGCAAAAGAAACGACUACGACGACAAGAAGUACUACCGCAGUCACAGGCGGAGAGACGAAGGAAAAGGACAAUUCACCAGCAGCACUGGAAAUUAACGAAGAUGCCAGCAGCAACGCUACUGCAGCAAAUGCUUCAACUACAAACUCGACGAACGCAACUGAGACCGACACUCUUGCUGCAAAUGUACAGACCAUGUCGACAAACACUACAUCCACGAAUGCGACGACUGAUCCUCUCGGGAGCAAAAUGAAGAAGGAUAAUAUCACUGUGACCAGACAGCACUUGGCCGCAGACUUGGAGCACGGUUUGACGCGGAAAAACCUGGUGUACAGCUACCGGAGUCGGAACGUCGAUUUGAGUGAGAAAUACAUCCCGAUCCGCGACUUGCCCUACGGGCGCCUGUCGGAUGUGUGGGUUUUAUCAUCUUCUGCAGUGCAGCAGCCCGAUGCAGAGGUCGAGAGUCUCGCUUGGAAUGAAUUUGCUUCCUCUUCGAAGACGAACGUUACGCAUGUGCCAGCGUCACGGAACGAAACUGAUGAAACUGUAGCGGUUCCUCAAUUCUCGGAAACAACGAGAAAGUUUCUGAAGUUGCUACGCGCAGACGUGAAUGGCUUUUUGCGGGCGCGGAAUGACACUUUGCUACCGCUGACCGAGGAGGAGAAACAAGAGGAGCUGCUAAAGCAGGCGAAUGCAACGGCAAGCAAUUCUUCUGCAAACAGCACAGAAACUGCACCUGCAGCGAAUAGUACUAUGAAGAAUGCCUCCGCGAUGUCGAAUGAUACUGCAACUUCAUCUGGAGAACAAAAUAUCACCGGCUCGCUUGAUAAUUCCACUGCUAAUAACGAUGCGAACACGACGAAUCUGACGUUGUCCACAAAUCUUUCGGCACAGGAGGAGCAGAAAAACCUGAUGACGCCGCAGAAAAGCGCCACUGUCGUUGAUGAGGAAGCCGAAUUUCUUGGUUCGCCUCCGGAAAACAAUCAACCAUCUUUGGAAAAAGCGCCAAAUUAUGUGAAGAUCGUGCAUCGUCGAUCUAAUGCUACAGGGAGGGUCGUGUUGCAUGCCGUCGGACAAAGUCCUGAAAGCGAACCGGGAUUCAAUACGAGCGCUGUGGAAGUAGCCAACACCACGAAUGAAACCGCGACUGUACCUCCAAACACCUCUGCUGUGGCGUCGGAUGCAGAGUCGAAAACUGGUGUAGUUCAAGCGGGGCAUCAGGGAAAAGACGGCAAAGAUACGAAAGCUGAGUCGAAAAAAGACG
Messenger RNA from Amoebophrya sp. A120, 1823 nucleotides. The record is from the annotation of a GenBank genome assembly. Lineage: Eukaryota; Dinophyceae; Syndiniales; Amoebophryaceae.